AUGCCUUCCCUUUCCAAGGCCCUGCUGUUGGCCUUGCCGCUGGCCAAUCUAGUGGCCGCGCAGACCAUCGUUGUCGAUGGCGAGGAAGUCGCUGCCGAUGCCGACACUGUCGCUCCCGCUGUGGAGCAGAUCGCCAACAUUGAGGAAGAGGCGACUGCUUUCCAGCUCACCGACGAUGUCCUCGCCAACCUGACCAGCCUUGAGCUGUCCAACAUUACCCUCUUCGCCUUCGGUGACGAGGACGCCACCGAGUCCGCCGUUACCAAGCGCUCCAACUACAAGCGCACGUUCGACAGGUGCAAGACCUUCCCUGGCGACCUCCUCUGGCCCUCGAAGCUCACCUGGAAGGUAUUCGACCUCUUGACCGGCGGCGCUCUCAUCGAGACCAUCCCCAUUGGCGCCGUUUGCUACGAGAACAACCCGCAUUACGACGCUGCUGCCUGCACGGAGCUCCUUGCCCACUGGACCGAGUCGGCCACUCAUGCCAAGGAUCCCACCUCGGUCAUGUCUCCCUUGUACCAGGGCCAGACCUGUCUUCCCCAGAAUGCCGCGACCGGUACCUGCACCAUUGGAGGCUUCCCCUCGUACGUCGUCAAGGUCAAGAACGUUGGUCAGAUCCAACUCGCCAUCAACUUCGCUCGUAACCUGAACCUCCGCCUCGUUGUCCACAACACUGGUCACGAUUUCCUUGGCAAGUCCACCGGUGCUGGUGCACUUUCCAUCUGGACCCACCAUCUCAAGGAUAUCAAGUUCAUCGAGAGCUACAAGACCCCCUCAUACAGCGGUCCUGCCUUCAAGCUCGGCGCCGGUGUCCAGGUCGGCGAGCUCUAUGCGGCUGCCAACAAGUAUGGUGUCACCGCCGUCGGUGGCGAAUGCAAGGGUGUCGGUGUCACCGGUGGCUACAUUGCUGGCGGUGGCCAUUCUCCCAUGUCUGGUGUCUACGGCCUCGGUUCUGACCAGGUCCUCAGCAUCGACGUCGUCCUCCCCAGCGGCCGCUUCGUCACCGCCGACGAGCACAACAACAAGGACCUCUUCUGGGCCAUCCGUGGUGGUGGCGGCGGCACCUUCGGUGUCGUCACCGGCAUGACAGUCAAGGCUCACCCCAAGACCAACUUCCCCGGUCUCACCUUCUCCAUAACCGCCGGCCCCGGCUCCAACAUCACCACCGAGGCCUUCUGGGCCGCCGUCGAGGCCUACUGGCGAAAGUUCCCCCAGUAUGCCGAGCUCGGCAACUACGGUUACUCCUCCAUCUUCUCCAUGGGUCCCGGCGCCGGCUUCAUGUGGAGCAUGAACCCCUGGAUGAUCCCCGGCUACACCCUCGCUCAGUUCAAGGCCGUCGUCACCCCUCUCCUCGAUGAGUGGAAGGCUCUCGGCUUCGACCCCAGCCCCACCUUUUUCGAGCACGACAACCUCUACGAUGCCUGGACUCAGCACUUCCCCACCGAGACCGUCGGCAACACCAACCUCCACACCGCCUCUCGUCUCUUCCCCAAGAGCAACUGGGCCACCGAGGCUAAGCUCAACGAGACCAUCGCCACGAUCCGAGGUGUCGUUGAGGAGGGCUCAGCUCUUAUCCAGUACAACAUGAACCCUAAGGCUCCCGCGGGUACCCCCGACAGCGCGGCCAACCCCGCCUGGCGUGAGGCCAUCAUGUUCGGCAUCGUCGGCAGCGGUUGGGCCCCUGACACCCCCAAGGCUGACGUCGCCGCCAUCAACAACAAGAUCACCCACGACUGGAUGGAGAGGCUCCGACAGAUUACUCCUGGCAGCGGUGGCUACGGCAACGAGGGUGAUGUCAUGGAGCCCAACUUCCAGCAGGCCUUCUUCGGCAGCAACUACGACAGACUUCUCCAAAUCAAGAGGUCUGUCGACCCCUGGGAUCUCCUUUAUGCUCCUACUGCCGUCGGUAGCGAGGACUGGUACGUCACUGGCCAGGAGGAUUGGCUUACCACUCAGACUGGCCGUCUCUGCCGCAGGUAA
Messenger RNA from Scedosporium apiospermum, 1980 nucleotides. RefSeq lists its product as uncharacterized. The transcript has 4 exons. The record is from RefSeq and is a predicted model, not a curated record. Bases 1 to 1980 code for a protein of 659 amino acids. Gene Ontology annotation, molecular function: oxidoreductase activity; FAD binding. Lineage: Eukaryota; Fungi; Ascomycota; Sordariomycetes; Microascales; Microascaceae.